AUGUGGGGGUAUUUCAGUCAAUUCACACUAAAUGACUAUUCUAGGACUUUGUGGGCGACUUUUCUGAUCAACGGCUACUCUGAGCAUCGGAUUCCACUACUCCAUUCCAUCGGCGCUACAUACUCCGCCGCCACAAACUCUGUCUCUACCGUGAUUAUUCUCUGGAGCAACCCCUCCACUUCAAGCCAAACCCUAGCCGAGCUCUCGCAAAACCUCACAUAUAUCCGGAUCGCCUCAAUCUCAGUGAUUCGGCAACCAUCUACGAGCCUCAACCUCCAGUUCUACCUGCAUAAAUUGAUCUUGACCCGCGCCGUCCUCGUCUAUGACGAAGAUGUCGACCCCAAUAUCGAGUCCAUCAACUUCGCCUUCAGCGUCUGGAAAUCCAAUCCGGAUCGCCUGGUUGGGUUCUUCGCCCGGGCCGACGGCGGUCACCGCGCUAAGGAGAUAGCGAGAGAUUGCAGUUGCGACUGGGUCUGA
Molecule: messenger RNA, 477 nt
Organism: Ipomoea nil (Japanese morning glory)
Lineage: Eukaryota; Viridiplantae; Streptophyta; Magnoliopsida; Solanales; Convolvulaceae
Product: glycosyltransferase family protein 64 C3-like
Exons: 1
Coding region: 1-477 (158 amino acids)
Cellular component (GO): membrane
Molecular function (GO): glycosyltransferase activity
Source: RefSeq, a predicted model, not a curated record